AUGCCUGCAAUUCUUGCAUCCUCUUGCUCUAAGACCUCCAGCUCCAGCAAGGUCUCAAAGCCAUCCAGUAAGGUCUCAAAACCUCCUAGCAAUGUCAUCAAGCCUCCCAGCAACACUGUCAAGCCAUCCAGCAAGGUUGUCCCAUUGGGCAAGACAUCACAGAAAAAGUCAGCUCAGAUCAAUGGGCCUGUUCAGCAUGCACCAACAUCACAAGCCAAGCUGAGUGUGACAGUGCCUAUCGAAGACCUGGAGGAUCAUGUAGAUGAUGCAUCUGGGAAUGAAGGACAGAAUUUUGAGGAAGGUGAGGAGAGCACUAAUGAGCUAGGAUUUGGUAGCCUCGAGGACGACAUCCUAGAUGAGGGCAAGAGUGAGGCUGAAGGAGAGAGUGAUGGUGAGAGAGAGGAUGAGGAAGAAGAGAUACCACCAUGGAUACUCAAAGAGAAUUGGGUCCUUAACAUGUGCCAUAUGAUUGGCAAGGUUAUUCCUCAUGUCGUAUCACUCUUUACCCCAGUAGAUGUCAUUAUUCUUAGUCUUAAUGUCAAAAUCAAGGACCUCCCAUACAAGAGUAUAAAGGAAUCUCGAGGCACCAACAUGAACAAGAUUCACUAUGACAUUCUAACACUCUGCCUCAAAGACCCAGUCAAUGGUGUUAUCACACCUCCAAAAUCAGUGCAUAAAUGCCAACUAGGUUCUCGAUGCUCUCACUUAGACUUUUUUUAUUUUGCUGCAUAA
Desarmillaria tabescens is the source of this 732-nucleotide messenger RNA. RefSeq lists its product as uncharacterized. The record is from RefSeq and is a predicted model, not a curated record. NCBI's taxonomy places the organism in Eukaryota, Fungi, Basidiomycota, Agaricomycetes, Agaricales, Physalacriaceae. The coding region runs from base 1 to 732 and encodes 243 amino acids. The transcript is spliced from 7 exons.